CCGUCACUUUGAACAUAAACACAACCGCUGGCUUCACAAAUUAUGUUUGUGACAUUAUUAUUAAAAACAACGAGUUCGCAAGUUUAAAUGGGAAAUCCAGCCGCGGUACAAGAUCCUGCCAACGCGUCAACGACUACUAGCCACGAAUCAUGUCCGGCCGGGAAAGAAGCUUCAAGUCCUACUAAACGAGACGAAGAGGUUUCGAAGCUUGUAGAAGUGAUACUACACAGACCAUUCAAUAGAGCGAUCACUCAUCAUCGUAUCAGGCGACCUUCGCCAUUUGGUCUUCACGUAGCUACUUUAUGUCGUUUAACCACACUGGCCGCCCUUGUUUAUAGCGCAGUACAGUCAGCGAUUCUUUUGGUAGACACAUUUGAUUUACUACGCGAUUGGCAAUAUUCGGAUACGAAAUCGCCAAAAGCGUUCGACAUCGUGUAUUUUGUAACGCUUAUGCUGCUGUUAUUAUCUGCCUUCCUGGCAAUAUUCGGCAUUAUCUUCUACCGAGCGUAUCUCACAGUUCCAUUUAUUUUGUGCGGCCUAUGCGCUUUUGUCCUUCUGAGCGGUCUGUUAAACUACUCGCUGUUCCAACCACCUGACCGUUUCUAUUCGACGUUUACGACAACUUUUCCGGAUUAUAGAAUGAACGCCCUGUUCGACAUAAUUGUAUUGGGCGUAUCAGUCUACAUUACCUUAUGUAACGUCCGCGAGCAGGUACUAUACGACUUGCCAUCGACACGCUUAGAGUCAGCACUGAAGGGUUUGGAAAAUUUGUCGAAAAUUAAGCUGACCUCAUAACCCUCGAUUUUCAACAGAUUCUCCAUACUCUAGAAAUAUGAAUUGUUUUAGUGCGAGGUGAGCCUAUUUUUGACUUCGCCGAAGGCACCGACUGUUACCCGAAGACCACGUCGGACGACUGUCGACCGUCCUCAAACGCGCUUUACGACAAACUAUCGAGGCGACAAAGUUCCAUUGGUAGGAUACCGGUGUAGUGAUACAGGCCCAUACGUCGCCAGACAAAUAUUUAUUUUUUACCCUAGGUUACGAACUAGCUUUAGAAACAUCAAUCGAACAGCUGAGCUACAUUACCUCCAUCCGAGGCUGUUUGCAUAGUGCAAGUAUGGAAACAGAGCUCAAAAUCCCACAGUGAGUACGUGUAGAUAGCAGUGGU
Molecule: messenger RNA, 1168 nt
Organism: Varroa destructor (honeybee mite)
Lineage: Eukaryota; Metazoa; Arthropoda; Arachnida; Mesostigmata; Varroidae
Source: RefSeq, a predicted model, not a curated record